This is a messenger RNA of Hemicordylus capensis (graceful crag lizard), 6410 nucleotides long. RefSeq names its product RIC1 homolog, RAB6A GEF complex partner 1 (gene RIC1). The coding region runs from base 442 to 4701 and encodes 1419 amino acids. Gene Ontology annotation, biological process: retrograde transport, endosome to Golgi; intracellular protein transport. The transcript has 26 exons. NCBI's taxonomy places the organism in Eukaryota, Metazoa, Chordata, Lepidosauria, Squamata, Cordylidae. The record is from RefSeq and is a predicted model, not a curated record. Gene Ontology annotation, cellular component: cytosol; Golgi membrane; Ric1-Rgp1 guanyl-nucleotide exchange factor complex. Gene Ontology annotation, molecular function: protein binding.
UGCCCACCAGACGCCGACACAGCAGAGAGAGGGGAGGAGAGAUGGCGGCGGAUGUAGGGAAGGGAGCCGCUGGUAGACGCGCGCGGGAUGCCCAGAGCGUGGCCGAGGAAGCGCCGUGAGGGCGCCGUCUCGAGGUGAAACCGUCCACCUUCCCCAGCCCGCCCCCGCUCGUGCCCCACAGCACACCGGAAAGAGAGCGCUGCCCCCCCCACCCGAUCCGUCCGACCGUCCGUCCAUUCUCCGAGCGCCGCUCAGCGCCGUCCAGGUCCACCGCGGACUGCUCGCCCGCCGGGAAGCUUUCUGGCUAUUAUGCCGAGCUCCUCCGCACCUCCCCGCCGCCUUAGCGGCGUCUUCGCCGCCCGGAGCUAAUGCAGCGCCUUCUCCUGGCUCCCUCCGCUCCUGCCUCCUAGGGCCGCGCCGGGACCCGUGGGCCGCCCAGCCAUGUAUUUCCUGAGCGGGUGGCCCAAGAGGCUGCUGUGCCCUUUGAAGGCUCGGGAGCCCCCGCUCCGUAUCCAGGCGGACCCUCUGAGGACUUUGUUCGCCGUGCUGUCCGCGUCUCAGCUCAGCAUCUGGCACAACAGGCCCAGUGUAUUAAUUGUAAGCUAUGAAGAAUUGCCAAAAGCAGCAUUGCAAUUUGGACCCUAUGAUCAAGUUGAAUGGAGGUCUGAUAGCACCAUGAUAGCUGUUUCGACUGCAAAUGGCUACAUCUUGUUUUUUAAUCUUCCAUCAGCAAGAGAGAAGUACCUUUAUGAGCCGGUUUAUCCGAAAGGAAGCCCGCAUAUGAAGGGAACACCACACUAUAAGGAAGAACAGUGUGCUCCAUCAUUGAAUCUAGAGAAGAAGCAAGUGUUGGACUUGCAGGCAUCUAUAACCAGUUUACAGUCCAUGUUGGAGGACCUGCUUGUUGCUACUGCUGAUGGUUUGCUCCAUCUUAUUCACUGGGCUGGCAUGACAAACGGAAGAAAAGCCAUAAACCUCUGUACAGUACCAUUUUCUGUGGACCUACAUUCUUCCAGAGGUUCUUUUUUGGGUUUUGAAGAUGUGCAUAUCAGAGAGAUGGAAUACUGUGCUACUCUUGAUGGGUUUGCUGUUGUGUUUAAUGAUGGUAGAGUCGGAUUUAUUACACCAAUGUCAAGUGGAUUCACAGCAGAGCAGCUCCAUGGCAUUUGGGCACAAGAUGUUUUGGAUGGAACCUGUGUGGCUGUAAACAACAAAUACAGAUUAAUGGCAUUUGGAUGUGCAAAUGGUUCAGUGCAAGUAUAUACGAUAGAUAAUACCACAGGGGCCAUGCAGCUGUCUCAUAAACUGGAGCUGACACCCAAACAAUACCCUGAUAUUUGGAACAAAACAGGAGCUGUUAAACUAAUCAGAUGGUCUCCUGAUAGUUGUGUUGUUGUGGUGACCUGGGAAUGUGGAGGCCUUUCCAUAUGGAGUGUAUUUGGUGCCCAGCUUAUCUGUACCUUAGGAGGAGACUUUGCUUAUCGGUCUGAUGGUACCAAAAAAGACCCUCUAAAAAUCAACUCUAUGAGUUGGGGAUCAGAAGGGUAUCAUCUAUGGGUGAUAGACGUAAAUAGUUCUUGGAAUACAAUGACAGCAAGAGAGUGCAAAACUGAACCACAGCAGUUUAGCAUUUUGCAAUUCCAGUUCAUCAAGAGUGCACUCACAGUUAACCCGUGCAUAAGUAACCAGGAGCAGGUGCUCCUUCAGGGAGAAGAUCGCUUGUACUUGAACUGUGGUGAUGCAAUGCAAACUAAGAAUCCUAGAAGCUCCUCAGCACACUCUGAACAAAAGGCCCUCCGAGAAAGAGGCCAGUUUUCAGAUGGGAGCUUAGAUUCUCAGGGUUUAAGCACUUUACUAGGACACCGACAUUGGCACGUCAUACAGAUCCACAGUACCUAUCUAGAGAUCAACUGGCCUAUAAGGUUUUCAGCCAUUGAUAAGAUGGGGCAGAAUGUAGCUGUAGUUGGCAAAUUUGGUUUUGCACAUUACUCAUUGCUUUCCAAAAAAUGGAGGUUAUUUGGAAAUAUUACCCAGGAACAAAAUAUGACUGUGACUGGUGGCUUAGCAUGGUGGAAUGAUUUCAUUGUUAUUGCAUGUUAUAAUUUGAGUGACCGUCAAGAAGAGUUAAGAGUGUAUUUGCGAACAGCCAAUCUGGACAACGCAUUUGCCCAUAUCACCAAAGUGCAUGCAGAAACGUUAUUACUCAGUGUCUUUCGGGAUAUAGUAAUAUUGUUCAGAGCAGACUGUUCCAUUUGCCUUUACAGUAUUGAAAGAAAGUCUGAUGGUCCUAACCCUACUGCCAGUAUUCAGGUUCUUCAGGAGGUCUCAAUGUCACGUUAUAUUCCUCAUCCUUUCCUUGUUGUGUCUGUCACUCUGACAUCUGUGAGAACAGAGACUGGUAUCAGCUUGAAAAUGCCACAGCAGGCCUGUGAAGCAGAGAGCAUUAUGUUAAACUUAGCAGGACAACUCAUUAUGGUGCAAAGGGAUCGAUCUGGGCCACAGAUACGGGAAAAGGACAGUAGUCCCAACCAAAGGAAACUUCUGCCAUUUUGUGCUCCAGUUGUCCUUGCCCAAUCUGUUGAAAAUGUUUGGACUACAUGCCGUUCUAACAAACAGAAACGACACCUAUUGGAAGCCCUAUGGCUCAGCUGUGGUGGAUCAGGUAUGAAAGUCUGGCUUCCUUUGUUUCCCAGGGACCACCGCAAACCACAUUCCUUUUUGUCAAGACGGAUCAUGCUGCCUUUCCACAUUAACAUAUACCCCUUGGCUGUCCUGUUUGAAGAUGCCUUGGUUCUUGGUGCUGUCAAUGACACUGUGCUCUACGACUGUUUAUAUACUCACAGCAGCGCUACAGAACAUUUAGAGGUUCUCUUCCCUUUCUGUAUUGUUGAGAGAACAUCUCAGAUCUACCUCCAUCACAUUUUACGCCAGCUUUUGGUGAGGAACCUAGGUGAACAAGCCUUGCUUUUGGCUCACUCCUGUGCUGCGUUACCAUACUUUCCUCAUGUGCUAGAACUGAUGCUUCAUGAAGUGCUGGAAGAAGAAGCUACCUCGCGGGAUCCCAUUCCCGACCCUCUACUUCCCACUGUGGCUAAAUUCAUUUCAGAGUUCCCCCUCUUCCUGCAGACAGUUGUUCAUUGUGCCAGGAAGACAGAAUAUGCCCUGUGGAAUUAUCUCUUUGCUGCUGUUGGAAACCCGAAAGACUUGUUUGAAGAGUGUUUAAUGGCCCAGGACUUAGACACAGCUGCCUCUUACCUUAUAAUUCUGCAGAACAUGGAGGUUCCAGCAGUUAGUAGGCAGCACGCAACUUUGCUCUUCAAUACUGCUUUGGAGCAGGGAAAGUGGGAUCUUUGUCGGCACAUGAUCAGAUUCCUGAAAGCUAUUGGCUCAGGAGAAUCGGAAACUCCUCCACCUACACCAACUACUCAGGAACCCAGCUCAAGUGGUGGCUUUGAGUUCUUCAGGCAUCGCAGCAUUAGUUUGUCCCAGUCUGGAGAGAGCCUUCCAGGUGGCAAGUUUAACUUGCAAAAAACCUUAAGUAUGCCCUCUGGUCCAUCUGGGAAAAGGUGGAGUAAGGACAGUGACUGUGCUGAGAAUAUGUACAUUGAUAUGAUGCUCUGGCGACAUGCUCGGCGGCUUCUGGAAGAAAUCAGGCUGAAGGACCUCGGCUCCUUUGCUGCACAGCUGGGCUUCGAGCUGAUAGGCUGGCUGUGUAAGGAGCGCACCAGAGCUGCCCGGGUGGAAGAUUUUGUAACUGCUCUGAAGAAACUGCACAGUGAUUUUCUCUGGCCACUUCCCAUUAUUCCAGUCUGUUCCAUAAAUUCACCUCUCAAGAAUGGAAAAUACAGGACAGUAAUAGGUGAGCAGCUCUUAAAAUCACAGUCUGCUGACAACUUUUUGACCAUGGAGAUGGACACUGGUGUUCCAAAUGUGCCAAGAAGUCACAGCUGGCUUGGCACAAUCAGCUCCUCCCAGAGAGAGAUGGAUGCAGCAUCGUCCCAUGGACCACACAUGCAGGAUGCAAUUCUUUCACCUUUGUUAAAUAAAGGUGAUGAAUGCAGUAUUGGUUCAGCAACAGAUUUGACAGAAACAAGCUCCAUAGUGGAUGGAGACUGGACUAUGGUGGAUGAAAAUUUCUCCACACUGAGUUUGACACAAUCAGAGUUGGAACAUAUCUCUUUAGAGUUGGCCAAUAAAGGGCCACACAAAUCACAAGUUCAACUGCGGUAUUUGCUUCAUAUUUUCAUGGAAGCAGGAUGCCUGGACUGGUGCAUUAUUAUAGGCCUUAUUCUUAGAGAAUCUUCAAUAAUCAACCAAGUGUUUAGCCUCAUGCAGUCCUCAGAGGUUGAUGGAGAGAUGUUGCAGAAUAUCAAGAGAGGGUUGCAUGCAGUAGACAGAUGGGCUUCUACAGACUGCCUUGGGUAUAAGCCAUUUUUAACAGUCAUCAAGCCACAACUCCAGAAGCUGAGUGAGAUAGCAGAGGAACAAGUACCACCAGAAGCCUUUCAGCCAGUGAACCUGUCAAGAGUAACGGAACAAGCCAGUCCAAGGACAGAAGAAAACAGGAGUUCAGCUAGCCACAGUGCCGGUCCCCAAAGUGACACUGGCAGUAGCACCAUGAGCAGAAACGAGGAUGACACCCUUGGACUGGACAAAGAGGAUCCACUCCAGGAAGGCAGUUAUGACUGUACUGUGUCCUAACAGCUUGGCAGCUAUCAGCUGGCUGUACUCAGUAAGAGCACAGAUACAUAAUAAAAGCCUUUUGAGAAUAUUGCUUUUGGGAGAAAGUAAUGCAAGCAUUCAGAUAGUGCUUGAAUGUGUUCUAUUUUAAUGAUUCUUUUUUUAUAUGCAUAUACUAAGAGUCUCCUUGGAAUUUGGGAAUGCAUACUUUCCAGUAAGCAGACAUGGCUCUUAUUUAUGGCUACAUGGAAAGGAAGAAUAUUGUAGUUUUUCAUACCAAGGUUUUAUUUUGAAUAUCUCAUUAUCAGACUUCUUCCUCUGUUCCUAAAAUAUUUCCUCCUUAUGUUUUUGGGUACUUGACUGUGCAGAAGGACAUCUGUUUUACAUCAGUGCACAAAAGUCUUGUUGGAGCCCUUUGGGAUGGAAGAAUGGGUUCAAUGUAGUCUUGGGAGAAGGAAUUGCUUCCUCUGGUAAAUGAGGUGAUGCUUAGAAAAGUGUCUGUCAGCAUGCUUGUUUUUUGAACCCAAACUUUAAAAGUUCAUUGGUGAAGCUAGUUAGGAUGACAGCUGCUUUAUUAUACUAAGAGUUUGUACAUUCUGCCUAGCUUGAUCACAUAAAGAAAAUGAUGGCCUGAUUAAGCUAGGCUCUGUUUCAUAGAUUAUGCUGUUUGAUAUUACUGAGCUUUUUGUAUUAAAUAACUGUAAAAUACAUUGUAUGUUUUGUGAAUAUUAUUGUAUAUUCUCAAGGUUUUUGUUGAUGCUUUGUAUCAUGGUGGAGGCACUCUCUGCCCUGCAUGUUUAUACCUUUAACUCCAGGAAAACAAAAAGCAGUUCUGUUUGCAUCAGGAUGCGACAGGUUUUCAUCAGCUGUUCAUGAAAGUACCAUCAAUUGCUAGAGGUGUCAUUUUUCCAUUGAUCUUCUGAAAUGCAUUCUAAAAUAAUUUUUUAAACCAAUUACUGAAGGUUCUUAUUUAUUUCACUGCUCAAUUCUUUUCUCAAGAAUAGUUUUUAUGUAAAUAGAUCCACCGUAUGUACUCCUGCUGUUAAGGCUUUGUAAUGGCAAUGUACAGUGUAUAUAUUUAAACCCCACCUUGCAAAUAUUUUAUAAUGCAUAUACUUGUAACUAAUUACAAAUGUUUGUUUUAACUUUGAUACAACAAUGUUAUGAAAAGCUGGCUGCAGCGGAAUCUCAUGGUUGCUUUUGAGGUACUUAUUUUUUCUAUCUGCUGUCCCCAAAAUGUGUAAUAUCAAAUACCUGUAACAGUAUUAAAGUUAGACAUUUGUUGGUUUGUACUGUGCAGUUGGAACAAAAAGAAUGCAACACUUCUACUUUUUAUACAAAAACUAACACUUAUUUUUUUAAUGUGGGUGUAAACAGAUUACUGACAUGGACCAAAAUCAUUUAUCAUGCAGAAAUAGAAGCAUCAUUGUCUGCCAAAGCCCCUGUCUAGUUAUUCAGUCUGUUCAUGCAAUUCAACAUGUGAAUUCUGGCCUGAUAAUGUAUUCUGAACAUUCAGAGGGGCAGAAAGAAAUAUUUAUUAUUAUUAUCAUUAUUAUUAUUACUGGUUAUAACUUUGUAUAUUUCUCCAGGAGACAAUAUCAAAUUGUCUUUUAAUGGAUAAAUGUAACUAUAUAAGUUUUAUUGCUGUUGCUUAGUCUUACCAUUGGUAAGACCACUAGUACUGGUACAUGUGCAAUAAUUUUAAAUAAAAUGACAAAGGGUGGAAAUGA